AUGAUAUUCAAUUUUAGUAAUGCAAAUGAAAGAGUUUAACAAAAUAAUACUUUUUAUAAUAAUACUCAACCCUAUAAUUUAACAACAUUAAAUUUUACUAUAAAUAAUAAUGAGACUUCAUUCGCUAAUGAAUAAAGUUAUUGCUUAAAUAGGAUUAAUAACACACUAAAUAAUUCUGCUUUUAUUGAUGAUAAUAUCAAUCACAAUUUAGAUUUAAUCAUUUAACCAUCAAAUUUACCAAGUGUUAUACCUUCUAUGAAUCCUACUCAUCGAAGAUUCAUCCUUUCAGGAAAUAUUUAGAAAAGUAAGAAUCCUAACUCGAAUAGACUCUUGAGUUGGAAUGAAGAAUACCAAAAAUUAAUUCUAAAUAAAGAAGAAAAUGAUAGAUUCUACUUUAUCAAAAUACUAAAUCCCUUUUCUUAAGAAGUUUUAGACCUUGAUCAAGAAGAAAAAAGUUAAAAUCUUCCUGACUAAGGUUGUGAAUAGUAAAAUGUUAAUGAAAAAACAGAUGAUAAAAAUCUAAACUCUUAAAAUAAUUAAACUGAAAAUAUCUAAAAUAAUGUUGACGUACAAAUUUUGGAUAAUAAGCAAAUUGAAAAUAAAAAAAAUGUUUAAAUGAAAAAAUCUAAAUUCAAAAAAAAUGAAAACAAAAAAAAAAUAAAUGCAAAUUAAAAUAUGGAGAUAUAAAAUAAGAUAGAAAAAUAAGAUAACUAAACAGAAAACGAUGAAAGCUAUGAGGAAGAAAAAGAAAAUAUUUGCAAACACACUGAAGCCUAAAAUAUAUAAAUUGGAUAAAAAAAUCAAGAAAAUGAAAUAAUUAUUUAAUAAAGCUAUGAAAAAAGUAAAUUUGAAAGCUCAGGAAAUGACAUAUUAAUAAAUUAAAAUGAAUUAACUAUCCCAAAAUAGACAAGUGAAAAAAAAAAGAAAAUUCCAUAGCAGUAAGAUAAGUUGUCUAAAAUACUCAAAAACAGUGCAUUCUAAUAUAGUGAAGCAGAUUCCCCUAAAAGUAAAGGGGUUAAUACCCUUGAAAAAAAUAAGACAUAGUAGAAAGAAAUGAGAAGAACUUUGAAGGAGUUUUUUUCUUAUUCAGAUUUGAUUCCUAUAGAAUUAAAGACCACAUCUAAAUGGAAAGUUUCUAGACUGAAGCGAUUUCUAUUUAGCACAGAACUUUCAAGUUGUAAAUUUGCAAAGCUAAUCUACCAAGGGAAAGAACUUAAAGACCUAGAUAUGAUUUAUGAUUAUAAAAUCCUCCCAGGCCACACUAUUUAAGCUGUACUCUAAAAGGAAGAAAUCUUGAGUUAAUUUUACACUAAUUCAGAAAGGAGAAGACUAGGCCUAAAUUAGGUAUUUCCAUAAAGCCUAGUUUAAGAUUUAGGAGAUGAUCCCAGAAUGCUAUUACCUCAACAAAAUUCAGGAUAAAAUUAUUAAAACGUUAGAUAAUCCUCUUAAAUUUAGCAGUAAUUGAUAAGAGAGUAAUAGCAGAGAAAUAUAUUUAGCAUUAUGAAUCAAUAGGGAUUUGACAAAUUAAAAGAUUAGCAUAACAUUUCUGAUAAAGAUAUUAUUGUUUAAAGAGUAUAUUUUCACUGCAAAGCAUAGCUUGCAAGAGAUAAUUACUAAAAUAUGUCUGAUUUGAUGACAAGAGAAGAAAAAUGGCUAUACAAUAAUUUUAGAAAGGUAGAUUCCUAUUCUAAAUUUAGGAGUUAUGACUUCAAAAAAGAAUAAAAUUUUCCAUACAGCUAAUCUUUCUUAAGAAACAUGACAAAUUCAAACUAAGAAUCUCAAAAUGGUAAUUAAGAAAAUAACUAAGAAAAGAAUCAUUAUGAAAUCUUUUUAUCUCUCAUACUAGUUCGUUUUUAAUGA
Molecule: messenger RNA, 1860 nt
Organism: Tetrahymena thermophila SB210
Lineage: Eukaryota; Ciliophora; Oligohymenophorea; Hymenostomatida; Tetrahymenidae
Product: ubiquitin family protein
Exons: 2
Molecular function (GO): protein binding
Source: RefSeq, a predicted model, not a curated record